GGUUACACUGGAUUGAUGAAAAAUGGAGAAGGAUGCGGUAUGCCGGGUUUGCCUGCAGCAGGAAGGAGACAUGAUCAACAUAUUCGAUGGUGCACAGGACCCGGGGAUUUCCAUUGCGGAUAUGAUUAGCCGGUGGUCUGGCUACCAAGUAAAGAAAGGAGACUCUCUUCCGGAAACGAUCUGUCCGACUUGCUUGGAAGACGCUCGGGUGACAUUUGGAUUCAUUCAAGGGUUUGAAGAGGAAGGGAUCUAUAAAGUGGUCAAGUGCGAGAAAUCGCGAAUAGAAAAACAGCUGGAGGACACCAAAGAAGUAGAAGUACCUUUGAUAGCCCAAAAAUACCUGGUAAAACACGAGCCUGUGGACGAUGAGGUAUUCCUGGAAACGGGCGGCAAUGCAUCAAACGAUCCAUUCGAGAAAGGCAUCUGCAAGAUAGAAGUUGAUGAUGCUAACCAAUCUAGACUCCCCAGCUCCAUUUCAUUGGAUCUAGAUACAUCUCCUAUUGUUCCAGACUUACCUUCUCGCGGAAGGCGACGCUACAAGUGUUCCAUGUGCACAAAAUCAUUCGCGGAACCCUCGCAGUUUAGUCAACACAUUCUAACUCAUUCGGGAGAUGAUGCCGAUAGUCAGGAAUCGAAGUUUUCUGGCUCAGAUUUUAGUAACUCUGAAGAGGACAAUUACGAAGAAGAUGACUAUAACCAUCCAUCUGAAUCGGACAUGCCUGCCCAAAAGCAUCAGGAUAAACGGUGCCAAAUAAGUAACCCAUCCAGAACGCUUUUGAAGCGUACAUUGAAUCAAGCUAAUAUCAAGCCGAAAUCUGAUUUGCAUGCAGCACAGCCAUAUCGCACUACUUACAUGCCUUACAAAUGUAACUAUUGCCCGAAAUUUCUGAAGGACAAGGACUCCUACAGAUUACAUCUUCGAUCCCAUGAGAAACGAUACAAGUGUUCCCAAUGUCCAAAGACUUUUGCAAAUUCAAAGCAGCAUAAGAAACAUAUUUUGAGCCACUCAAAGGAUUCAUCCGAUAGACCUAAGUGCCCACGAUCAGAUGUCGCAGCCCGGGCUUUCAAAUGCCCCAAGUGUCCCAAGACGUUUCCGUUUUCCUCCAGUUGCAGUCGUCAUCUACUAAGUCACGCACAGACUCGUCCGUACCAGUGUCCGGAGUGCCCUAACUCGUAUGCCCGUCCCUAUGCCCUGCGUGCCCACGUUUUAUCCCACUCCGAGGAGCGAUCCCACAAGUGUGAGCAGUGUUCAAAGUCCUUUCGGCAUAAACAUCAUCUCAAUGAGCACAAGCUGACCCACAGCGACAAAAAGCUGCAUACGUGUAGCCAAUGCGAGAAGUCCUUUACGUAUGCUUCGGGUCUAAGUCGACACAUCCUGUUGCACAAUGGGGAGAAACCUCACAAGUGCGAGUUUUGUUCAAAGUCUUUUUCCCGCGCUUCUGAUUUGAAAAUUCACACCCGCAUCCACACGGGGGAAAAACCGUAUAGGUGCGCCCACUGCAAGAAGUAUUUUUCGGUUCUAACGAAUAUGGCUAGACACCAAAGGAAAUGCCAUUCUUGACUCCUAUUUUUGGGAUUCCUAAUUUUUGCUUAAGAGAAAAUAAAACUGUUGGUUUUUGUAAGACA
Molecule: messenger RNA, 1626 nt
Organism: Drosophila santomea
Lineage: Eukaryota; Metazoa; Arthropoda; Insecta; Diptera; Drosophilidae
Product: zinc finger protein 184-like
Exons: 2
Coding region: 23-1561 (512 amino acids)
Biological process (GO): regulation of transcription by RNA polymerase II
Cellular component (GO): nucleus
Molecular function (GO): DNA-binding transcription factor activity, RNA polymerase II-specific; zinc ion binding; RNA polymerase II cis-regulatory region sequence-specific DNA binding
Source: RefSeq, a predicted model, not a curated record